Messenger RNA from Rhodofomes roseus, 738 nucleotides. RefSeq lists its product as uncharacterized. NCBI's taxonomy places the organism in Eukaryota, Fungi, Basidiomycota, Agaricomycetes, Polyporales, Fomitopsidaceae. Bases 95 to 646 code for a protein of 183 amino acids. The record is from RefSeq and is a predicted model, not a curated record. The transcript is spliced from 4 exons.
CAUUGUGCGCGCACUAUAAGAGGUUACAAGGUUUCCUCUGCCACUCCACUCAUUCUUUCAUUCUCGAUACUCGCAGUCUUCCACAAUUGUCACGAUGCCUUUCGGAAUCGGCAGCAUCAAUGCUAUCCGUACACUUUUCUAUGUCCUAUUAUUCAUGUUCUCCGCCGUCAUGAUUGGCUUGACGGCUGCACGACUCGAAUACACGACCCAUCUCCCGCCAUAUGACCCGCUCAACCACGGUGUCAGCUUCUACGACCCAAUCGUGGCCGAGCUGCUCGCCUCGGCAUGCCUAACCCUUUUGUGGUCGCUCUUCGCACUGCACAUCCUCUGGCCAGGCCGAAUGUUCGAGUACGGCGUCUUCUCGAGCUUCCUCGGCGAGAUGGUCGGGCUCUUCAUUCUCUUCGUCCUCUGGCUCGUCGGCGCCGCCAUCUCCUCCACGUUCUGGGCCCAGCUCGGCUGGUGCCACGAGUAUCGGACAUGCCGCAUCCUCACGGCGCUCGUGGCCUUCGCAUGGAUCGGCUGGGCUACGAUCCUCUUCCUGCUGUUCAUCACCAUUCUCUUCGCCGUCCUUAACCGUGCGCUCUUCUGGCAGAUGCAUGGGCGCUACGACCCGCGCGCGAGCACCUUCAACAAGGGCCGUGCUUGAGCGUCGAGGCCAUAGACAUGUGCGAUUGGAACUGGAGGUAUGGUGUUCUGUGUUCCAUCACGAGCGCACACGAGUUAGACACGAUUGCAAGG